UAAUGGGGGGCAGGGGGGGGGGAGACUUCCGGAGCCCCCCCCCCCCCUUCCCCCCUCUGGAUCAGCCAGUGGAGAAAACCAAUAUGUCAUUCUUCAUGGCUUACUUGAGGAACGGAGUGACAUUUGCCUCGGAUUAACAGAGCAGAGCUUUUGUAGGCCAGAAAACUGCCGGAUAUUCAUCCUUAGUGUGCUCUUUCAUGAAGGUGGCGGUGCCAAUGCGGGGCUCAAGUAACUCAAACAUAUUUGAAAAGAGUACCCGCGUUUAAUUGUCAUGUAAAGAAUAAGAUGUCCUAAUCCACAAAGGGAGCAGGCACAUUGCCAGCGCACUUGUAAUGGCAGUCCUCAUAUGAAGUCCGAUUACGACGCAGUAUGCUUCAACGUUGCUUAGGCACAAAAGAAGCUAGAACUUUUCCAUUGUGAAUCUAAGCAUGUCAUAGUGGGCCUUCCUCAACACAAAAUAACUUAUUCGUUUCUGUAGUCGGAACUAGCACUGCAGAAAGAAAAGCAUAGAAGAUGUAUGUAAAGGUGCUAUCUGACGGUUUGAGUUGAGAGUUCAAGCAAGAGACAACAUUGCUUCCUUCGUCAUGACUGUUGGAUUUCAUGGUGUGCAAACAGUAUGCUUGCUGGUGCACUUACAGAACUUGCCUGCACAAGGCUUUUCCUUUUGCUUUGGUGCAUAGGCAAACCUGACUGGUCAGGCCCAGUUUUAAUUUUGGGCACAUCUGUGCAAGGAAACCGCCAAGGGCCAGCAACCCUUGGCUGAAGCCUAAGCGGGAUCCAGGCCCAUUCCACCAAUUUGCAUGGCACUCAAUAAAGUUAUUCGAUCUGAUCUGGUCUCUGCAAACAACCUAGGAAUUGGUGUUCCAUACAGGUGAACCCCCCUGUAUCCCCAGUUGGCAAGUCUUAACUUCAUCAGCACAUCUCAACAAGGAACUAUUUCGUAAAUCAGUCAGCUGAAAUCACUGUUUUCAAGGAGCAGGAAGUGCCUCUGUUCGUAUAACUGCACUACUGUAUGUUGCUUCCUUCUGGCUAGUCACGACAUCUUUAUACCUUAUGUACCCUCCUUUGUGUCCUGGACUCACCUUCUGCCCUUUUUCUAUGUUCCAGCACGAACAAGCCCAACAGUGAGCAUUGGAGAGAGCAGCUCCGAGGGCUGCAUUGAAGAGGCAUUGCUAUUUCCAAUGUUGCGUUCUUCAAAAGAAAGAAACUUGACUUUGUGGAGUGCUUUGUGGAACACGAGCCUUAAAAGUUCUGUUUUUCUUUUAUUGUCCACUAUUUAUUUCUUUGCUCAUCCCUGUCAAUCCUAUCAUUGAUGAAUGCUGAAGCUGCUUCACAGACCAGUCAUGAGAAUGGUGUUUUGAAUAAGAACAAUAAACCAAAAAGAAUUUUUGAAGAUUGGAUUGCCUUCCGUCCCACAGUGCUAUUUAUGGCGAAGUGCAUUUCUUCUAUUUGUUGUUAUGCACACAUUUUACGAGCUGUGAAUUAAUUUCAUUCCUUCCUUUUCAUCUCUUGCUUGUUUUAAUGUCUGAAAGGGAACAAAAAGCCUAGCAGUCAUGUUCAAGCUAGCCAUUUCUUCCUACAUUCGUGAAUGCAGUUCCUGUGGUCCAAAGUAUGCGGAAAUGACUGUUCUGAUUUGUGCUAUUUUGUUUUGUGCAGAAUCAAGGUUUCGUGGGCGUUCUUUGGCAACCAGAAUGCGCCGACCAUCGCUGCAGAAGCGCUUCUAUUGCUGCCACCACUGCGGCUACGUGACUGAUAGGCCGUCACACUUGCUAGUGCACAAGCGUACUCACACUGGAGAGAGGCCAUUUCAGUGCCACUUCUGUCCUCAAACGUUCUCGCACAAGUGCAACCUCAAGUCUCAUCUGCUCCUUCACGCAGGCCAACGACCUUAUCGCUGUAGCCUCUGUUCCUUGUCCUUCGUACAGCCUGGUCAUCUAAACAGACAUAUCAGGACGUACCAUCAUAUGCCUUCUCAUGCAGAAAUAAUUUGCCCUGGCCGUCCAGCAAUUGUCAAGCACCGAACAUCACUUCGAAAGGUCCUCCUACGGUGCCAGCAGUGUGACUACGCAACUGACAGGCCGGGAAAUUUAGUGGUGCACAGACGCAUCCACACGGGUGAGCGACCAUUCCGUUGCCACCUCUGUCCUCGGGCCUUCUCGCAAAAGUGCAGCCUCCAGGCCCACCUGUACAUCCACGCAGGCUUGCGACCAUUCAACUGCAGCUUGUGUCCCAUGUCCUUUGUGCAGCGUGGUCACCUGAACAGCCACGUGAGAAAGCGUCACCGCAAUUCUUCACAAUGUUAUGCAAGGUCUUGUGCAUUUGUGAACGUACACAGCUGUGACCUUUAUUCAAAUGGCACGCUGGUGAUCUUCCUUAUGCCUUCUCAUGCAGGAGUAAUACGCCGUGGUCGUCGAGCAACAGUCAAAUACCGAGCAUCACUGCAAGGGCACCUACUACACUGCCACCACUGUGAUUAUGCAACGCACAAACCGUCACAUCUCAUGGCACACAGACGCAUCCAUACGGGCGAGCGGCCGUUCCCUUGCCAUUACUGCCCUCAAAGCUUCUCGCAAAAGUGCAACCUCAAGUCACAUAUGCGCCUUCACACAGGCGAGCGGCCAUUUCAGUGCAGCAUCUGUUCCAUGUCCUUUGUGCAGAGUGGUCACCUGAACAAUCACGUGACAAAGCAUCACCGCAACACCACAUUGUGAAUUAUUAUGCACCUGCGCAACUAGGCUUUGGGAAUUUUGGGUGGACUAUGUGUUGAUGUGUGCCUGAUGAAAGCUAUACAGUCUGUUCCAAAGCACCAGUAAAAAGCUCAGUGCUUACAUACAGUGUCAUCAGCCAAGAUGCUUAGUCACUUUGUGGAUGCUCUGGAUUACCUGAAGCAGUUCCAUCGCAUUGAAACAUUCAAACUUAGUUAAGAAUGUCAUGAAUUUUUUUAUGACAACACACGAGCACCAUUGUACUUGUAAGCAUGUGGGCUGCUCCUGCAUGUAAAGAUGCAGCACACAUAUAAAUCGCAUAGUUACAGUUUAAAGGGAUGUGAAGAUUGAGUAUUCUGCUUGGGCACAAAGAGAGACGGAAAGGCAAAGGAAAGGCAGGGAAUUUAACCACGUCACACCUGGUUCGCUACCCUAUGUGGGGAAGGGGGAAGCAGAGGAAAAGGACAAAGAAAGGAAGAAGGAAAGAGAGGACGUGCACGCAUAGCAGCAUUCACCGUGCAUACUCGGAAGGCUUCAAACUGCAAAGCGUUACAGAAUACGGUUCAACUGUGACCGUCUUGGGUGAAGUAGACUGCAAUCCAUGAUGUUAGCAAAGGUUUGCAAGGACUGGCUCCAAGGAAUCCAGAACUCGCAGUGCGCUUCGAGCUGAUGAGGUUGUCAUUCCGGUGAGUAGUGUGUACAGUGUGCUUGUUAAUGACCUCAACACAGCG
Molecule: messenger RNA, 3436 nt
Organism: Rhipicephalus sanguineus (brown dog tick)
Lineage: Eukaryota; Metazoa; Arthropoda; Arachnida; Ixodida; Ixodidae
Product: zinc finger protein 569-like
Exons: 3
Coding region: 1554-2711 (385 amino acids)
Source: RefSeq, a predicted model, not a curated record